Gongylonema pulchrum is the source of this 279-nucleotide messenger RNA. Lineage: Eukaryota; Metazoa; Nematoda; Chromadorea; Rhabditida; Gongylonematidae. The record is from the annotation of a GenBank genome assembly.
AUGGAUUCGUUGGGAUUUUAUCUGAACGACGAUAGGCAACGUCGUCAGAUGCAGCGCUCAGAUAUGUUUGAAGUGGCCGCUGAACUGAAGAGUAAAAGUGAUGAGAUUGUUGGACAGCAAGAGUUGGAACAGAGCCCGCAAUACAUUGACUGGCUACAGAAAUGGGAUAGUUUCCUUGUAAAUUCAGCGACGCGUACUUUGAAGCCGAGCGCCGAACUGAAAAAUUUGGUCAGAACGGGUGUACCAAAAACUUAUCGUCGCAGAGUUUGGCGAAGGUAA